Brachypodium distachyon (stiff brome) is the source of this 1258-nucleotide messenger RNA. RefSeq names its product protein MICROTUBULE BINDING PROTEIN 2C. The coding region runs from base 97 to 1026 and encodes 309 amino acids. Gene Ontology annotation, molecular function: microtubule binding. The record is from RefSeq and is a predicted model, not a curated record. Gene Ontology annotation, biological process: plasmodesmata-mediated intercellular transport. NCBI's taxonomy places the organism in Eukaryota, Viridiplantae, Streptophyta, Magnoliopsida, Poales, Poaceae. The transcript is spliced from 5 exons.
AUCCAUCCUCACCAUUCCCUGCCGUUUCCCAUUCCCAAUUCCAUUCCAUUUGUCGAUUCUGAUUUUGGUUUGAAAAGCGACAAAAGAAAAAACAAAAUGCUCGACCGAUCCCUCGGGCCGCAGCAGCCGGCGGAGGCCGGCGCCGGCGCCGGCGAGGGCGGGGGAAAGGUGGAUCGGGUCCUGUUCAAGGACCUGGUCGAGAUGGUGCCGCUCGUGGAGUCCCUCAUGGAUCGGAGGACGAACCCCUCGUAUUCGCGGCGGGCCUCCCUGGUGUACACGCCGGCGCCGGCCAAGAAGGCUGCUGAUUUAAAAAGUGCGAAGGCACAACAAAGUGUGUCAGCGAAAAAGCGGAGAGAUCCUGGAGACACAGGAAAGAAGAGUACACCAGAUUCGAAUGGUGAGAACGGCUCGGUUGUGCCGUUGGGUCUGUCGGGGGCUGAAAAUAAACCCAAAGACAAGGAUGAUAUUGCUUCACUACGUGAGCAGAUUGAAGAGCUGCAGAAGGAACUGCUUCAAAAAGAGGAGGCGCUAAGGACUGCCGAAAGUUCAGUGAGUGAGAUGAAUGCAGUAUAUUCAACCAUUGACGAGCUCAAACGCCAAGUUGCUGAGAAAGAAGCUUUGAUCAAAUACACCAAUUCUCAGUUGCACAAUGCAAAGAUUAUGCUUGCUGACAAGCAAGCAUCUUUAGAAAAAUUGGAAUGGGAGGUAAAAACGUCAAACAAGAAGGUGGAAGAUCUUCAAGGAGAUGUCUCCAAUAUGGAGUUUGAGAUAAGCUCAUUGAUGACAUUAUUUGAAAAAAUUUCAGAGAAUGUUUCUGGUGAUUGUUAUGAUGGUACUAUACCAUCUUAUGAAUUAGAGGAACUUCAAUCAGUGAGCGAAAUUGACAAGAUUGAGGUGGACAAGAUAGAGCAGGAAAGAGUUACAUAUGCUGAAGCCCUUGCUGCUGCAAGGGAGAACCCUAACGAAGAACACUUGAAUUCAGUUGCGGAGGCACGGUCAAGGCUGCAGGGCCUUGUUGUACUAUAAUGCACGAAGUGCCAAUUGUAAUGUAUGUACGAUAAUGCUGAGUUGCUGAUGUAAUUAUAAGUGUGGGGAUUGACCUGAAUUGUGUGUGUGACCGUUCUGAAGGUAAUUGAUCAAGCACUUGAAAAUGGACACUUAUUUAGUCCGGGAGUCAUAUUUAUCCAGUUCUGGGCUCUCCAUUUUUGAGGAUUAGAAAACAUUAGCUGUUCAUUUGAUGAUGAAUGUUCUUACUGUA